CAGGGCGGCGCGCUAUGCCGUUGCCAUGGCAGCGGCCUGGGCGCGCCGCUAAGGGUUUCAAGGGAUCCUAGGAGCCGCUGGCGCUCUGGGCGAAGUUUUGUGAGCCGGCCAGACACAGAGCUGAGGCUGCGACGCCGGAGACAGGGAUGGGAGGGCCGCUUGCGGCCAGCCCUACACCUGAACCAGGAAGCCCAGAGCCAGAAAGCCAGGCAGCGGCACGAGCCCCAGACCUCAGAGCCGAGUCCAAGAGGUGGACAUAGUCGGUCACUCCAGCUUCAUGGGCAGACAUCUGUGAGAGCCCCAGGAGCCGUGGGGAUGGCACACCUGCUGGGCAGCCAGGCCUGCAUGGACAGCCUGCGCAAGGACCUCACCGACCUGCAGGGCACCAUUGUGGAAGUGUUCUCCCGGGCUGGGCCUGUGCGUUUCCCAUCCUGGAAGUUCCCUGACCGUUUGGCCUGUGAUCUUGAUAUGGUGGCCCUCCUGGAGCACUACGACCAUGUGCCAGGUGACCCUGAGUUCACACAGUUGUCCCACGCUGUGCUGCUGGAGCUGGUCAUUGACAGGCUCCUGCUGCUGCUUCAGAGCUGUGCCAGCUACCUGGAAAACCUCAGUUUGGAGCAGAUGAUGCCUCCUACCCGAGCAGCAGGACCAUGCAUGUCUGUGGGGCUCACAGUACGCCGCUUCUGGAGCAACCUGCUGAGGCUGGGCAUGCUCUACCAGCAGGCAGUCCCCCAGAAAAGAGCAAACCAAGGGGAGAUUCCUAUCGCCAAGCCCACGGCCAAGGGUGAACCAGCCAGGAGCCCCGAAGGCAUGACUGCCAAGUUCAUCAAGCCUCCUUCCCCAGUGGCAGGCUUGCCCAUGAUCUGCCAAGGGCUACAGAGCAUCCCUGUCAGAGUCUCUCUGCGGGGCCCGGCGGGGACCUCUGAGAAAACCAAGAGCGUCCACUCUCAGACCAUUGAGACAGCCUUGGUGCCCUGUGAUGCUUGCACCAGUGUCCAGGGCAGCUUGUGGGAGGUGGGCAAGGUGGUCAUCAGCCUGUGUCAGAGCCAAAACUUGCCUUCGUCCUUGGGCCAGUUCCAGAAGCUGGUGCAGGACAGCAUGGGGCUGAAGCCACUGCCGGCUGCCACCGUGGGCCACUGGGCAGCAGAGCAGAGCAAAGAUCUGACUCGGCUCAGUAAGCACGUGGGGGCCCUCACCCAGCUUGUGGGGCCCCUCAGGACCCAGCUGGAAGAGGCUGAGGGGCAGAAGGAUGGACUACGGAAGCAGGUGGGCAGGCUGGAGCAGGCCCUGCAGCAGGAGAAAGGAGAGCGACAGCGGCAGACAGAGGAGGCUGAGCGGAGCCUGGCCAAGUGCGAGCAGGACAGGCGCCAGCUGCUCACAGAAACGUGUGACCUAAAGACAAAGGUGGCCAUUCUGGAGGGAGACCUGAAGCAGCAGCAGAAGUCCAUGCAGGCCAUGGCGGCAAAGGCCCAGCGGCUGGAGGAGGAAGGUGAGCGCAGGGCGGCCGCUGAGAAGCAAGUGCAGCAGCUGGAGGAGCAAGUGCAGCUGCUGGCAGGGCGGCUGGAUGGAGCUGGCAAGCAGAUCCGCUGGGCCAGCACAGAGCUGGACAAGGAGAAGGCCCGAGUCGACAGCAUGGUCCGUCAUCAGGAGUCCCUGCAGGCCAAGCAGAGGACUCUGCUCCAGCAGCUGGACAGUCUGGACCAGGAGCGGGAAGAGCUGCGGGGAAGUCUGGAUGAGGCCGAGGUCCAGCGGGCAGAGUUGGAGGAGCAGCUGAAGAGUCUCCAGAGCGACAGGGAACAGGGACAGUGCCAGCUGCAGGCCCAGCAGGAGCUGCUGCGGAGCCUGCAGCAGGAGAAGCAGGACCUGGAGCAGGAAACUACAGACCUGAGGCUGACCAUCUCCGAGCUGCGACGGGAGCUAGAGGAGCUAAAGGAGCGGGAACGACUGCUGGUGGCCUUCCCAGACCUGCACCAGCCCACGGAGGCCCAGACCCACAGUUCUAGCAAUGUCACCCAUGACAUGGAGAGGCAGAUGCAAGCCAAUGAUAUCCGCAUCCAGGUCCUACAGGAAGAGAACAAGCGGUUCCAGUCCAUGCUGACCAAAAUCCGAGAGGUGGCCCAACAGGGAGGCCUCAAAAUGAUCCCGCAGGGCCAGCUCUGGCCCCCUCCCUACAAGGACACCCAGGGAGAGAUAACCUCAGCCCAGGCACAGAGUACAUCCCCAGGGCCCAUGGGCAGACGGCAGUUUUCUGGAAGCCGGACAAGCAGUACAGGCAGAACCCAUCCAGGCGGGCCCCGAGCAUCCCCCUCUCGGCAGCCCAGCAGCUGGCCCAGCAAAGCCUCUCUGGAAGACAGAACCUAUUCAGCCAACUGCACCCAGAACCCCAUCCGGGCCUUGGCCAGGCUCAGGAGGAAACUCUCACCGAACCGAGGUCAGGCUGGCUCUACCUAUCAGCCCCAGGAGCGGCCCACAUAACCCGAAGCAGGGGCAGGGCUGGAGGGCAGGUGGCUAGCAAUCUCCCGUGGAAUAAAAGCCCCAGCCAUCUGCCCACAGCGAUCUUGGCCUCAGCGUGGCUGAGCUGGGGGAACAGACCUUCCCUCUUCGUUGGACAAAGGCUUCUAUGAUCCCACCAGGCAGGUCACUGGCCAAUAGAGGCCUGCCAUUGAGUGGGAGCUUCCUGUCUCCAUCCUAACAGGCACUAUGGGAGAGCACACAGAGAGCACCAUAGAAAGGGCUUGAGGGGUACCCCUGGGUUUUCUGACCAGCACUUAGGGUAGGGCUCGGGGUGUGAGGAUGCAUCUGAAACAAGGACCCAGAGGCCAUGACCUUGUCUCUGGUCCAGCAAGGCAGGCAGGGAACAGCAGUACUUUGCCUUCCACCUUGGUUCUGCAUCUGGUGCAGGCCCCAAGGGCACCAGGUGGCUCACCAAGGAGCUCGCUGCCAUUAGGGACACCAGAGAGGUCCCUCUUCGGUCCUAGAGGUCAAAGGCUCACAAAGCCACCGAAGGUAAGCCCAGGCCUUUGGACACCUUAGCCAGCCAUGGUUUGCUGAGCAUUAGACUUGAGAGCUCACCCAGUUCAGGGUGACAUGGCACUAAGCAAGGAUGUACCAGCCACACCAUGCACACAGUGGUCAUUUUUCUAAAGCAAGCCAUUAGCCUGCCUGGAGUCCCCUUGUUUGUGAAGGACAGGCUCUAAAUUCUUACUGAGGAUUUCUCAGGUCACACUCUGCUGGCCUUCUAGGUGGCAUUAUUUAUUAUGUGAUGAGGAGGCCAUCAGGUUGAGUGCCUCAGUUUACAGUGAAGAGCCAAAGGAAGCCGGAUGUGCAGUGAGCUGGCGUUGGCAGGUCUCCCAACUCCGUCUCUUGACAGCCCAGGGUUUCUGGAGGAAACCGGAUGCUCUGAGUCACUCUGCCAGGGAGAGCCAGCUUUGGACACAGCUCCCUGAGAGAGGCCCUGUUCCCACUGAGCAUCCCAGGCCUCCACUGACUCCUUCCCAAACAGGAGGAUUGAGAGUUCAAGGCUAACCUUUGCUGUAUAGGGAGGACCUGACUCAGACAGACAGAUAGACAGACAGACAGACAAAUAGAGAACAACAGGAAACAAAUAAAAAGUUCAGAAGUCCAGUUUGUUUGGCCAGGUCCUCUGCUCAGAGGUCAAAAAUCAAGGUAUCAUUCAAAAUGUCUCCUUUAGAACACUCUGGGGAAGAGUCCUCUGACAAACUCCUGGCUGUGGCAGAGCUUGAUCCUUAGGCUCAGGCUUUGGGGCUGAGGUCCCCAUUGCCACGCUGCUCUAGCCUGGUUUCUGAUUUGUACCGCCUGUCUUCAAGAAAGCAGUAGAGCCAGGUGGUGGUGGCACGCACCUUUAAUCCCAGCACUCAGGAGGCAGAGGCAGGAAGAUCUCUGUGAGUCUGAGGCCAGCCUGGGCUACAGAGCAAGCAAGCUUCAGGACAGCAAGAGCUACAUAUAGACCCUGGAGAGAGAGAGACAGAGACAGAGAGGAGAAACAGAGACAGGGAGAGACAGAGAGAAAGGGGGGGGGAGGCAGAGAAUGUAUGUCUCCCACACAGAUCCCCCUCCAGUCUCUGACUUGCCUCUGCUUCCCAUGGGCUCCUGUGCUGACCUGAUGCUUUUUCAUUGUCUUGUCACCGUUUAGUGCUGGGAAUCCAACAGGACUUUGUGCAUCUUAGACAAGUGCUCUACCAGUGAGCCAUGCCCCAGCCUUGCCUUUCUCGUCUGCAGGCCGUUUGAUAUAACUUACUCACAGGGGUUAAGCUUCUCAGAGUCAAUGUUGUAAAGAUUACGCAAGGUAUGCUCUCGCAGCAGAGGAAUGCGAGGUUUUGAGGACUGUAAGAAUUCUCCCUGCUCCAAGCAGGAGAAGCCAAGGGGACUGCUAUUUUGUUUGAUUGUUUUGGGGAGGGGCCAAGGCUGACCUCAAACCCACUAUGCAGCCGAGGAUGAUUUUGAACUCCUGAUCCUCUGGUUUCCCUUCUACAAAGAGAUUGCAUGGACUGCCCAGUAGCCCAGUUUGGCCUUGAACUUUUUUGUUUAAUUUUUAAUUAAUUAACUUUUGGUUUUUGGAGACAGGGUUUCUCUGUGUAGCCCUGGCUGUCCUGGAACUUGCUUUGUAGAGCAGGCUGGCCGCGAACUCAGAGAUCCACCUGCCUCUGCCUUCCCAGUCCUGGGAUGAAAGGGGUAUGCCAUUAGGCCCAGCUGGCCUUGAACUCUUAAUCCUCCUGCCUCUGCCUCCAGGUUUCUGGGACUAUCGGCAUAUACCACCACAUACCCAUCUCUUGCUUAACAUCUUAAAACAUCUGCACAGAUUUUAUGUCUUAUGUUAAAAUAUAUUCCAUGUUUAUUUUUCUAUUAAAACUUCCCUACCCAAAUGUUUUUUUAAACGAUGCCCUUGGCAGAUGCACCACAUAUAUUCUGUGGCUUCAAGUAUCCUGGUCAGUAACAUUUAGCCCAACCAAGAAAUACAGCACUAGAUGGUUUCUAAGGCCUCUGGUCCCAGGCAGACUGGAGUCGUCCGGCUGGACAGGCAGCAGGUAGUGGAGGAGGUUCAUUUGAACAUUAUACCUUUGAUUUGACCAAGCUAUAGCCUGGGGUCAUGCCAGCGGGUCCCAUAGCCACACAUCUUUCCCUCAAUCUAUCCCCCAAUAAAUAGCAUAAAAUUCAAUCACAGAAGCCCCAGAAUGCUGGAGACAGAUGUAGUGGCCAUGUUUUCUUUCCCUCCGGGUUCUGGGAGCUGCCUAUAAGAGCAGACAGAUAUCCCAAGGUUGCAGAGAAGGGCUCUAAUGAUUUCUCCUUGCCUGAUGGGUCCUGGCUCUGUGGCUUCAGCCUGGGGCUGUGAGUCCCUCCUAUCCACCAUGGGUAUGGCGGGGUCUUGACUUUGCCCAUAGGGCUAGUUGAUCUGUCCAACCUACUAUCCUGUAGUGUAGGCUGGGAAGGGUCCAUCCCAAAGUGUAGAAACUCCACUUGGGCAGUUAGUCAUCUGAGUAAUGGUUCCCUGUAGGGGAGAAAGAAGAACAGGGAGAGGGAUCAGGUGGGGCUGGCGGCUAGCCCAGGACUCCCCUGCCCCUGAUGCUCACCCAGGACAUUGAACUUGCAUAGUGGGCAGGUCUGCUGUAGCAUCAGCCAGGGGUCCACGCAGUCUCGGUGGAACUCAUGCUUACAGGGCAGUACCCGGAGCCACUACAGGGUGGGGGAGGGGCACAGGCUCUAGAUCAGAUCUAGACCCGUGCCCUUGGCCUGGGCUAAGCGCUGAGCACUCCUGGGCCUUCCCCAUUAUGUUAGCCAUAAUGAGGACCGGAAGAAGGUCCUGGUUGGAGUAUUGAGGGUCUCAGGAGCAGGAUCUGGGAUGCCACAGGUCAGCUGGUGGCUGACCUUGCCCAGGCACUAACCUGCUUGUUACAGAAGUUAUCUAGACAAACAGCACAAGUCUCAGUGCCGGGCUCUGGAAGGCUGUGGGCUGUCCUGCUCAGCCGGCAGCGCCGGGUCUUGAGGGAUGCUAGUCUCCGAACCACGCGGCGCUUAAACAAAUCCCCCUGUGGGAAAAGGAUGGCCACAGUCUUGCAGGCCCAAGGGCUGUGGGCACCAGGGCCUCCACAAUCCGGCUCCCACCUGGCCUCCAGGCUCCUGCUGGUUCUGUCUUGAUGCCUGCCGCUGGGCCUGAACCACAAGGCCUGUGCACAAGAGCAUGGCCACAAGCAAGAUGGCGUUCCAGAGCUGCUGCAGGGGCUUCUGGGGAGGGAAGAGGAUGUCGGGGGCUCUGGGGCGGCUCCACAUGCGUCCCCCAGGAGUCGCCACCCCCAGGAACACUGGUAACAAUGCAGGUGACAUGCACGGAGGGCCUGUCUCUGCAGGCUCCACCCCACCUACCCACAUGCUUCUCAGGGUCUGCCCCAGCUGCGCGGAGCCACAUCUGUCCUUAGUCCUUUGCUACUCUGUUCCCAGUGUAGAUUUCCUCCUGGUAUGUUCUCAGUCUCUACCAUCCCCCCCCCCCCCCAAUCUAAGCUGACGUUCAGCCCUGAAGCUGCAGACGCUGGUACGCCUCUAUCCUGCGAUCAUUUCUCUCUCCAACCACCAGCACACAGACCCCAGCCCCAUCCAGGGACUCGUGCGGCAAUCUGACAACACCAUGCCCUCCUUCACUGUCUUCUCCCUCGUCAUGUCCACGCCCUGCCCCAUCCCCCCCUCUUGAAAACUGUUUGCCCUUGCCCUUGGCCUUUCAACACUUUUGGCCUACUGUUCCAGGAGCACACCCCGCCCCGCAGGGUGAGUAUGCCCCCUGCCCAGCCCUCCUAAUACCCACUGACCAUGGGCUGCCUUGAUGCUGCCCUGGGUAGUCGUCAAGGCCCUUUCAGUGCCUGAGAACAAAGUCUGACAUGGCCACAUUGUAGCCUCCGUCUUUGUGGGAUGAAACUGAGGAGGCAGAGUAAGCAAGCCACAUGGGCUCUCCCACACAGGUGCGCUGUUUCCCACAGAACUUAGCUGUGCUGUAACUAAUAAACACCGUCACUUAAAAACUCA
Messenger RNA from Peromyscus maniculatus bairdii (prairie deer mouse), 7029 nucleotides. It is a transcript of the gene Ccdc157, whose product is annotated as coiled-coil domain containing 157. NCBI's taxonomy places the organism in Eukaryota, Metazoa, Chordata, Mammalia, Rodentia, Cricetidae. The record is from RefSeq and is a predicted model, not a curated record.